Candidozyma auris is the source of this 4176-nucleotide messenger RNA. It is a transcript of the gene LYS2, whose product is annotated as L-aminoadipate-semialdehyde dehydrogenase. The coding region runs from base 1 to 4176 and encodes 1391 amino acids. Lineage: Eukaryota; Fungi; Ascomycota; Pichiomycetes; Serinales; Metschnikowiaceae. The record is from RefSeq and is a predicted model, not a curated record. The transcript has a single exon. Gene Ontology annotation, molecular function: L-aminoadipate-semialdehyde dehydrogenase [NAD(P)+] activity. Gene Ontology annotation, biological process: L-lysine biosynthetic process.
AUGCUUGAUUUCUGGAUCAAUUACCUAGAAAACCCAACGUUGUCGGUGUUACCGCACGACUUCCUCAAGCCCGAAAAUAACCGGUCCGUCGAAGCUGUCAAGCUGGUGACCAUCGGUGUCAAGCCAGAUUUCGUCACUGGAUUGGCAGUGUUGGCAGCAUUGAUUUAUAGGUUGACUGGUGAUGAUGAUGUGGUAAUUGCCACGGACGCUGAGGCGAGAGGAGAACCUUUCAUCGUGAGAUUGACGGUGGAUGCCAAGAUGCUGUUUAAGCAAUUGGAGGAGAAAGUUCGUCAUGAGUUUGAUAUUAACCAGCAUAAGGUUGAGUAUCAUAACUUGGACGACAUUUCACAGGCGAUCAUGGAGAAAAGGGGCCUAGAUUCCAGACCUCCGUUAUUCAAGAUCAGUUACCAGUAUGCGAGAGACUCGCAGAAGUUGGAGACGUCGGUGAAGGGCUCUGUGAGAGACUUGGCCAUCUUCAUAGACCCCAAGACAGCUCAGUUGCACUUUUUCUAUAAUGCUUUACUUUAUAGGUCGGAGAGGAUGGACAUCUUGGCGGAACAAUUUGCCCAAUUCACCACUGCCGUGUGCCAGAACCCAGACGUUCAAAUCACUCAGGUCAGCUUGAUCACUCCCACGCAAACGCAGCAUCUCCCGGAUCCCACAUUGAAUUUGGACUGGAGUGGUUACAGAGGUGCUAUUCAGGACAUAUUCAUGAAGAACGCUUUGGAGUUCCCAGACAGGACAUGUGUCGUUGAAACCAAGUCGUUCAUGGACCCGAACUCCAAGACGAGAACCUUCACUUACAAGCAAAUCAAUGAGGCUUCGAAUGUAGUUGGUAACUACUUGAAGGAGACUGGCAUCAAGAAGGGUGACAUUGUGAUGAUUUACGCAUACAGAGGUGUUGAUCUUAUGGUGGCUGUCAUGGGUGUUUUGAAGGCUGGUGCUACAUUCUCUGUGAUUGACCCAGCCUACCCUCCAGCGAGACAGAACAUAUACCUUUCUGUGGCUAAACCCCAAGGUCUCAUUGGCUUGGAAAAGGCUGGCGUGUUGGACGAUUUGGUCAAGGAUUACAUCAAGAACGAGCUCAAUGUUGUAACGUCAAUCCCACAAUUAAAGCUCCAGGAUGACGGCACUGUUGUUGGAGGUGCACUGGACUCAUCUGACGAUGUCUUGGCACAAUAUCAGUCUUUCAAAGACAAGCCCACUGGUGUUAUUGUGGGUCCAGACUGCAACCCUACCUUGAGUUUCACUUCGGGUUCUGAGGGUGUUCCUAAGGGUGUGUUGGGUCGUCACUACUCUCUUGCGUACUACUUUCCAUGGAUGGCGCAAAGAUUUGGUCUCUCGUCGAAUGACAAGUUCACCAUGUUGUCAGGAAUUGCUCACGAUCCUAUUCAGAGAGAUAUGUUCACCCCACUUUUUUUGGGUGCUCAACUCAUUGUGCCCACUGCUGAUGAUAUUGGAACUCCAGGCAAGUUAGCAGAGUGGAUGGCUGAAUAUGGUACCACAGUAACUCAUCUCACGCCUGCUAUGGGCCAGCUUUUGAGUGCACAGGCUACGACGCCUAUUCCUAGCUUGCACCAUGCCUUCUUUGUUGGUGACAUCUUGACCAAGAGAGACUGUCUUCGCUUGCAAACGCUUGCCGAAAAUGUGUAUAUUGUCAACAUGUAUGGUACCACCGAAACCCAGCGUGCUGUGUCGUACUUUGAGAUCAAGUCAAGGGCAGCCGAUCCUACAUUCUUGAAGAAUUUAAAGGAUGUGAUGCCUGCCGGUACUGGUAUGUACAACGUGCAGAUGUUGGUGGUCAACAGAAAUGACGCUUCCCAAACCUGUGGUGUGGGAGAGAUCGGAGAGAUCUAUGUCAGAGCAGCUGGUCUUGCUGAGGGAUAUCGUGGGUUGCCCGAUUUGAACAAACAGAAGUUUGUCACAAACUGGUACGUUGACCCUCAGCAAUGGAUCGAAGAAGAUAAGGCUAAUCCGGAUGCUUCGAAACAAGAAUGGAGACAGCAUGGCUGGCUUGGUCCGAGAGACAGAUUGUACCGUACCGGUGACUUGGGCAGAUACUUGCCCGAUGGUAAUGUUGAAUGUUGCGGAAGAGCUGACGAUCAAGUCAAGAUAAGAGGUUUCCGUAUUGAGUUGGGUGAGAUCGAUACUCAUUUGUCACAGCAUCCAUUGGUUCGUGAAAAUGUCACUUUGGUGAGAAGAGACAAAAGUGAAGAGCCCACAUUGAUUUCCUACAUUGUUCCAAAGGAAUGCCCUGAGUUGCACGAGCUCAAAGCUGAUAUUGAGGAGCAAGACGAUCCAAUUGUGAGUGGUUUGGCAGCAUAUGGUGCUCUUAUUAAGGAUAUCAAGCUGCACUUGAAGAAGAGAUUGGCUCUGUACGCCAUCCCAACGAUAAUUGUACCUUUGGUCAAGUUACCUCUCAAUCCAAAUGGCAAAGUUGACAAGCCAAAGUUGGCGUUCCCCGAUACUGCCCAGCUUGAAGCUGUUGCACGUUUGGCUGCUGACAAGAGAGGCGUGAAUCAAGAAGAGGAAAGCUUCAACGAUUUGGAAGCCUCAAUUCGUGACUUAUGGAUCGAGGUUUUACCGAACAGACCCGCAACCAUUGCGAAGGACGAUUCCUUUUUCGAUCUUGGUGGCCACUCAAUUCUCGGUACCAGAAUGAUCUUCGAAUUGCGCAAGAAGCUUAAUGUUGAUGUCCCAUUGGGCAUCAUAUUCAAGAACCCGACAAUCGAAACGUUCGCCAAGGAAGUUGCCAAGUAUAUCAAGGGUGACUCUGCUCAGUUGGCAGACGGCAAGUCUGAGCACCACGAAGUCGAGAUUGAUAACUCGCUCACAUACAGCGAUGAUGCUAAAGAGCUUGCCAGAACACAUAUUUUCAAGGAAUACCAGCCUUUGGAGAAGUUGGACUUCACUUCACGCAUCAACGUAUUCCUUACUGGUGCUACUGGUUUUCUUGGCUCUUUUAUUUUACGCGAUCUCUUACUGAGUCGCAAGGGCGAUUACAGAGUUUUCGCUCACGUUAGAGCCUCCUCUCCUGAGGCUGGUUUGGAGAGAUUGCGCAAGACGGGUAAAACAUACGGAAUCUGGAAUGAAGAUUGGGCUUCUAAGAUCGAAGUCGUUCUUGGUGACUUGAGCAAGCCUAAGUUCAACUUAGACUCCACUCUGUGGUCGAAGCUUGCCAACACUAUCGAUGUCAUUAUUCACAACGGUGCAUUGGUUCAUUGGGUCUACCCAUACUCUCAAUUAAGAGAUGCCAAUGUGAUUUCGACCAUCAAUGUAAUGAAUUUGGCCGGUGAGGGCAAGCCUAAGCAAUUCUCUUUCGUUUCAACGACUUCCACUCUUGAUAGUGACUACUUCAUUAAUGCCUCGGAUGAGUUGACGUCAAGAGGCUUUGCUGGUAUAGCUGAACUGGAUGACUUGAACGGUUCUAGCACUGGUUUGGGCACCGGGUAUGGUCAGUCAAAGUGGGCUGCUGAGUACAUCAUCAGAAGAGCUGGUGAAAGAGGUUUGAAGGGAUGCAUUACAAGACCAGGAUAUGUUACUGGGUACUCCAAGACAGGUGCUUCCAACACCGACGAUUUCCUUUUGAGAAUGUUGAAGGGCUGCGCUGAGUUGGGGUCGUAUCCAGACAUCUCGAACAAUGUCAACGCUGUGCCAGUGGAUCAAGUUGCUCGUGUUGUUGUUGCAACUGCUCUCCAUCCUCCCAUAGCUGAUUAUUUGGCCGUUGCACAAGUCACAGGCCAUCCAAGAAUCAAGUUCAACGACAUGCUUGCAUCUCUCAAGACCUACGGCUACGACUUGCAGUGCCAGGACUACCCUGAGUGGAGAUCCUCUUUGGAAAAGUUUGUUAUUGAGGAGUCUAGAGACUCCGCAUUAUUUCCCUUGCUUCACUUUGUCCUCGAUAACUUACCUCAGGAUACGAAAGCUCCAGAGUUGGAUGACCAAAAUGCUGUCAAGUCAUUGAAAGCCGACGCCGAGCUCCUGGGUGAGGAUAGAAGCGCUGGAGACGGUCUUGAUGCCGACCAAAUGGGUAUUUACAUAAGCUACUUGGUGAAGAUUGGCUUCUUGCCCGCGCCUACGAAGGCUGGCCAGCCAUUGCCACCUGUUGAGUUGACUCAAGAGACAUUGGAUCUUAUUGCCUCUGGCGCUGGUGCCCGUGGAUCAGCCGGAAAGUAA